AUGGCAAAGCAUCCAAGAAUGGUUCAGUACCUCGACAAAGUCCAAGGACUUUUGAAAGAAUUCCCUACUUUCACCAUCCAACAAGUUCCACGGGCAGAGAACACUCAUAAAGAUGCGUUGGCGAGCCUAGGAUCAGCACUGGACACCCACUUCAAACGCUCCAUCCCAGUUGAACACCUUGACCGGCCAAGCAUCGAAGAAAUAGAGCCGAUCGACUCAAUGCAGAUUGAUGAGGACCCCAGCUGGCAAGACCCCAUCAUCGACUACUUAGUGAAUGGAAACCUGCCAACGGAUAAGUCCGAAGCUAGGAAGGUCCAGCAGAAGGCCGCGAGAUACUAUAUGCACGGCAGCAAGCUUAUCUGUAGAUCAUACUCCGGCCCCCAUCUCACCUGCAUAAAGUCACUCGCCCAGAAAACUCUGAACGUAGGCUAUUUCUGGCCUACCAUGCGCCACGACUCCGCUGAAUAUGUCAAAAGAUGUGAUCGUUGCCAACGAUACAAGCCGAUCCCUAAUCUGCCUGCCGAAGUUUACCAUCCGCAAAACAGUCCAUGGCCAUUCAUGCAAUGGGCCAUCGACUUAGUGGGUCCCUUGCCACCGGCGCCUGCCAAGAAAGAAAUGAUAAUCGUCGCCACCGACUACUUUACUAAAUGGAUCGAGGCCGAAGCUCUAUCCUCUACUAAAGAAGCCGAUGUGGAGCGAUUCAUCUGGAGAAAUAUCAUCUGCCGGUUCGGCUGCCCACAAUCGUUGGUCACUGACAAUGGCUCACAGUUCAUUGGCAAGCAGAUCACCGCCUUCUUUGCGAAAUACAAGAUCAAGCAACACCUGUCCACUCCAAGGUAUCCACAAGGAAAUGGGCAGGCUGAGGCAUCCAACAAAGUCAUAUUAGACUGCUUGAAGAAAAGGCUAGAAGGCGCCGAAGGGAAAUGGGUGGACGAACUCCCCGGAGUACUAUGGGCUUAUCGCACCACCAAACGAAGGUCGACUGGCGAAACCCCAUUUUCCCUUGCCUAUGGAACUGAAGCGAUCAUUCCUCCUCACGUCAAUGUCCCCUCUAUAGGCAUUGAAGUCGGCAGUAUAGAGCAGAACUCCGAGCAGAUGAGACUCAACCUUGACUUACUUGAAGGCGAGCGCGAGAAGGCCAUUGUCCGAGUCGCCUCCUAUCAACAGCGGUUGAAGUCCUACUACGACAAAAGAGCCAAGAUCAGACAGUUUCAACCUGGCGACCUUGUGCUAAGAAAAGCCUUCAUCACUGCACAAAGACAAGGGUCUAAGAGAAAUAAAACCCAAUUGGGAAGGCCCUUAUGUGAUCAGCCGGUCCGGGGGCAGAGGAAGCUACACGCUGGACACCAUGGAUGGGAAGGAAAUACCACUGCAAUGGAAUGCCUACCAUCUCCGAAAGUAUUAUCCGUAAUGCUUCAUCCUGACUGCUAG
Molecule: messenger RNA, 1431 nt
Organism: Prunus armeniaca (apricot)
Lineage: Eukaryota; Viridiplantae; Streptophyta; Magnoliopsida; Rosales; Rosaceae
Source: the annotation of a GenBank genome assembly